Messenger RNA from Aspergillus thermomutatus, 1011 nucleotides. It is a transcript of the gene NUC1, whose product is annotated as DNA/RNA non-specific endonuclease. The record is from RefSeq and is a predicted model, not a curated record. Gene Ontology annotation, cellular component: nucleus; mitochondrial inner membrane. Gene Ontology annotation, molecular function: RNA endonuclease activity; single-stranded DNA endonuclease activity; metal ion binding. The transcript has a single exon. Gene Ontology annotation, biological process: apoptotic DNA fragmentation. Lineage: Eukaryota; Fungi; Ascomycota; Eurotiomycetes; Eurotiales; Aspergillaceae. Bases 1 to 1011 code for a protein of 336 amino acids.
AUGUCGAAAGCUACGAUUGCGGCCAUCGCUGCCGCCAGUGCAGCUACUGGUGCUGGUAUCACCGCUCUCCUCUACUCCUCAUCCUCUCGACCUCAACAGCCGCAACAACAACAGCUCCCUCCUUCGCCUCCUCCGUCCCAACCGGCUACAAUCGCCCCUCCUGCGACCAUUCCUCCUCCCUCUCUGGCCAAAACUCCCGCCAGCAAACCCUCGGGCGGCUCCCCCGUUGAUCCCGCCGGUAUCUACCAGUACGGCUUCCCCGGCCCCAUCGCCGAUACCAUCACCUCCCUGCCCUUGACCGGCGCCUACGACCGUCGCACACGCAAUCCCGCCUGGGUCGCCGAGCACAUCACACCGUACUCGCUCUCCCUGAAAAACGCCGACCGGAAACACAGCGCCUUCGUCGAAGACGCCAGCAUCCCCGCCCUUUUCCGCGCCAAACUGGCCGACUACUUCCGCUCCGGCUACGACCGCGGCCACCAGGUGCCCGCCGCCGACGCCAAAUGGUCCCAGGACGCGAUGGAUGGCACCUUCGCGCUCACCAACAUGUGCCCUCAGGUCGGCGAGGGCUUCAACCGCGACUACUGGGCGCACUUUGAGGAGUUCUGCCGCGAUCUGACCAAGAAGUAUCCCUCCGUCCGCAUCGUCACGGGCCCCUUGUACCUGCCCCAUCGCGACCCGGACGGCAAGUGGCGCGUCUCGUACGAAGUGAUUGGGACCCCGCCCAACGUGGCUGUGCCGACGCACUUCUACAAGGUCAUCUACGCGGAGGACGGGACGGCCACCCCGGCCAGCAAGGUCUCGCUGGGUGCGUUUGUGCUUCCCAAUGCCCGGAUCCCCAACGACAAGCGUCUGGCUGAGUUUGAAGUGCCGCUGGAGGUGUUGGAGCGGGCGAGUGGUUUGGAGUUUGCUUCCAAGCUGGAUCCUAGCCGUCGCAAGCGUCUCUGCCAGGAGAUCAAGUGCGAUAUCGUUGUGCGGGAAUUCAACAACGCCAAUAAGAGAGCGGCCUAG